AUGUCAAUCGAGCAUAGCGCGGGAGGGCGGUGGAGAGGCGCGGGCGGUGCGGUGCGGUGCGGUGCGGUGCGGUGCGGUGCGGUGCGGUGCGGGCGGCGGGCGGCGGCGGGCCGAGUCGCGCGCCAGCGGCGGCUGUCGGCUGUCGCUCGCGUGCGGCCGGCGCGCGCGACACUUGAGCCCACGCGGCCACGCGGCCACGCGGCCACCACACCGCACCUAAGAGGACUUCCGCACGCGCCCGCCGCUGCCGGCAUCGCGUCCAGCGGCACCACCCCGCGCUCCUUGCUAGACCUUUCUCGAGCCGGGGAAGCGCUCCGAGUGCGCAUCGUGCUCACGGCCCGGACGUCGAAGCAGGAAAUGCGCUCAAAUCGUAGCCAACGACGAAUUCCCGCGAUCGUUACACUGGUUUGGUCUCGAAUCUAUAUCUGCAGCAAUGCAAGCUAUGCAAUUCACUCUUUCACCUUCCUGCCGAGGAUGCCAUUUCACGACUUUCAGUGCCUAACAUUUAGCAGCCCUGGUGGCAUCCCACGGCGCGGGCUGCGUGGUUUGGGGGGCGGUGGGGCUGGGGGGUUCGCGGAAGAAAGUACCGCCGCGGCCGGUUACGUAACUCGUUAUUUUAUCAUGCAUCUCCGCGGCAGCAGCGGCCUGCGCCGGCACGUGUGCCCGUCGGCAGCCUCCCGCCCCUGCGCGCCACACCCUCGCCCUGUGGCUGUGCUUUCU
This is a messenger RNA of Iphiclides podalirius (scarce swallowtail), 720 nucleotides long. Lineage: Eukaryota; Metazoa; Arthropoda; Insecta; Lepidoptera; Papilionidae. The record is from the annotation of a GenBank genome assembly.